CCCCAGCCCUGCACCCCCGCCUUCCGCCAGCUCGGGGACGCGGCUCCAGCGGCCCCGGGGACCCCUUGCUGCCUGCCGGCGCUGCCGCGCUCGCCCCAUUCAUGUUAAGGUGUGGGGGGGUCCCUUAGCAAGCGGGCACCCACGGUCGUGGUCUUCGCAACCAAAGUUAUUUUUAAUUGCUGUUUUUUUUUAAUACUGAUGCCCGACUCGUCCUUGCGGCAUCUCCAUCGCUGGGUCUGUGGCUGUGAACCUGCUGUAGCGCUGAGCAGGGCCUGCCCGGCCGCGGGGGACGGGACUGCCGCGCGGUGCCGAGCUGCCGGCCCUGUCCGACUGCCCGGUGGCAGGCUGUGCUCUUCCAUCGCCAUUAAACCGUACAGACUUGUCUCUUACUGCUGUGUCCGCGCGCCCCUUGCCUUUGCCCGCCCAUCCCAUGGCUGUUCCUUGUCCCUGGGCCAGGUCCCGCUGCGGAGACGGGAGGCUGGAAAACAGCCACCUGGUCCCGCUGCCUUAUCGGUGGUGCUGGGCAGCCAGUAGCGGAGGGCCACGAGCUCCUGGGGACCGGCACCACCCGCCCCAGGGCCCUUAUCUGGCCCCUCUCCCCAGUGCGCCGGCUUUGGCAGUGGCGGCUGGCAGUGGUGGCACCAUGCGGGGCUCCGGGGCCCGGCUGCUUUGGCUCUUGGUGCUCUCGCUGGCCUGGCUGGGCCCGGCCUGGGGGGACAGCGAGGGGCUCAAGGGCCAGGAGGAGGAUGGGGAGGUGGUGGCGGAGGAGGAGGAGGAUGAAGAUGAUGAUGUGGUCUCGGAUGAGCUUGAGGAGGAGGACAGCGUCCUGGUGCUUCACGAGCACAACUUCGACCGUGCCUUGAGCGAGUUCCGCCUGCUGCUGGUGGAGUUCUAUGCACCGUGGUGUGGGCACUGCCAGAGGCUGGCCCCCGAGUUUGCCCAGGCAGCCGCCAUGCUGAGGAACGGGUCGGAGGCGGUGCGUCUGGGCAAGGUGGACGCCACGGCGCAGGUGAACCUGAGCACCGAGUUUGGCAUCAACGCCUACCCCACGCUCAAGCUCUUCCGUGAUGGCAACCGCACUCAUCCCCUCGCUUACACCGGCCGCAUGGACGCCGAGGGCAUCGUGCGCUGGAUGCAGCGUCGGGCCGGCCCCAGCACCACGCUGCUGCAGGACGCCGACACCGCGGCCGCCUUCAUCAGCGCCCAGGACAUGGUGGUCGUGGGCUUCUUCAAGGACCUGCAGGGCGAGGCGGCCCAGGCGUUCUACGAGGCGGCUGGUGAGGUGGUGGAUGUGGCGUUUGGUGUGACCGAGGCGGAUGAGCUCUUUGAGGUAUAUGGGCUGUCAGUCGACACUGUCUGCCUCUUCAAGAAGUUCGACGAGGGACGGACAGACUUCCCUGUGGACCCAGCACAGGGACUGAACGCAGCCGAGCUCACUCGGCUGCUCCGCGUGCACAGCCUGGAGCUGGUGAUGGAGUUCUCCAACGAGACCUCCAGCCGCAUCUUCGGUGCCAAGAUCCCCCACCACAUGCUGCUCUUUCUCAACAAGUCCGUGGAGGAGCAGCUGGCGCUGCGCGAUGACUUCCGGAAGGCUGCCAGCAGUUUUCGGGGAGAGGUGCUCUUCGUAGUGGUGGAUGUGGAUGGGUACGGUGCCACUGUCCUGCCCUUCUUCGGCCUGACACCCGCUGAUGCCCCCACCUUGCGCUUCAUCAAGAUGGAGAACAACCGCAAGUACCAGAUGGCUGAGGAGGCCUUCUCGGCCACAGCCGUGCGUGACUUCGUCCAGGCGGUGCUGGAUGGCAAGAUUAAGCCACAUCUGCUGAGCGAGGAGCCCCCUGAGGACUGGGACACACGACCUGUUAAAGUCCUCGUGGGAAAGACCUUUGAGCAGGUGGCAUUUGAUGAGACCAAGAACGUCUUUGUAAAAUUCUAUGCGCCGUGGUGCUCCCACUGCAAGGAGAUGGCAGCUGCUUGGGAGGAGCUGGGUGAGCGCUAUAAGGACCACGAGGACAUUGUCAUUGCUGAGAUGGAUGCCACGGCCAAUGAGCUGGAGAACAUCACCAUCAGCGGUUACCCCACACUGCACUAUUUCCCUGCUGGGCCGGGCAGGAAGAUGAUUGAGUACAGGAGCACCCGAGAUGUGGAGACCUUCUCCAAAUUCCUGGAAAAUGGGGGGACGCUGCCUGAGGAGCCACCUGUGGUGACCAAGACCCCCGAGAACAGCACAGGCACAGAGGAGCUGAGUCCGUCAGGCACGGCUGAAGCCCGGGAUGAGCUGUGAGCUCCGUCCCACUUGCGUGGGUGCUAUAAAUGCCCUGGAAACAA
Oxyura jamaicensis (ruddy duck) is the source of this 2325-nucleotide messenger RNA. RefSeq names its product protein disulfide isomerase family A member 2 (gene PDIA2). The transcript has 11 exons. Gene Ontology annotation, molecular function: protein disulfide isomerase activity. Lineage: Eukaryota; Metazoa; Chordata; Aves; Anseriformes; Anatidae. Gene Ontology annotation, cellular component: endoplasmic reticulum. The record is from RefSeq and is a predicted model, not a curated record. The coding region runs from base 431 to 2281 and encodes 616 amino acids. Gene Ontology annotation, biological process: protein folding; response to endoplasmic reticulum stress.